This is a messenger RNA of Nematostella vectensis (starlet sea anemone), 1831 nucleotides long. RefSeq names its product transmembrane protein 165. Gene Ontology annotation, biological process: calcium ion transmembrane transport; Golgi calcium ion homeostasis; Golgi calcium ion transport. The transcript has 5 exons. The coding region runs from base 101 to 1057 and encodes 318 amino acids. Gene Ontology annotation, cellular component: Golgi apparatus. Lineage: Eukaryota; Metazoa; Cnidaria; Anthozoa; Actiniaria; Edwardsiidae. The record is from RefSeq and is a predicted model, not a curated record. Gene Ontology annotation, molecular function: manganese ion transmembrane transporter activity; calcium ion transmembrane transporter activity.
ACCGAAUAAAUUGCAGGCGUCUUACACGUAAAGCAUAAGAAAUGUUCAGACGAAAAUCAGACAUUAUUUUGUUUGAUGCCCUACAAAAAACUAUUAUAAAAUGUUCCGAACGAUUACAUUCGUAGUUUUUAUAUUUAUACUUCAGGUUACAUUUGGCUGUGCCACAUUCCCCGACGAACGCGAUGGAUUAUUGGGAAGAUUUUUGCUAGAAUCGCAAAAUGAAGAAACAACAAUGGCGGUGAAAACUUCAGAACCGAGGCCGGAGUCGGUUUCAUUUUUACAACCCGUGGAUGAUCAAAAGGGCAAGGUCCCUGAUAGCAGCAAACAAAGUGACCUGCCUGUCAAGUCACUAUCCACAUCAUGGGUAGAGUUCAUUCAUGGUUUUGCAGCUGCUAUUUCUAUGAUUAUAGUAUCUGAACUUGGUGAUAAAACAUUCUUUAUCGCCGCCAUCAUGUCAAUGCGGCAUUCUCGUCUGGUAGUGUUUAGUGGUGCUAUGAUGGCGUUAGGAUUCAUGACCAUUCUCUCCGCGGUACUUGGGUAUGCAACAACUGUUAUUCCAAGGAAGUUCACCCUGUACAUAUCUACUGCAUUGUUUGUGUUCUUUGGACUUAAAAUGUUAAAGGAGGGAUAUGAGAUGGACCCCAGUGAGGGCCAAGAAGAACUUGAAGAAGUUCAAGCAGAGCUCAAGAAGAAAGAGGCAGAGUUAGAAAAGCAAGAAAUGGCAACACAAGACCCUGAGACAGGGGUAAUAAGAGGAGGCAAGAAGUCUCUCAGCUUCAUCCACAAUAUAUGCUCUACCAUAUUACUGCAAUCAUUCACCCUGACAUUUCUAGCAGAGUGGGGAGAUCGGUCUCAGCUAGCGACAAUCUUGCUAGGAGCACGGGAGAAUGUCAUAGGUGUCAUUCUUGGAGGUACUCUAGGCCAUGGUCUCUGCACUGGUCUUGCUGUUGUUGGUGGUAGAUUUAUUGCACAAAAGAUCUCUGUCAGAACCGUUACAAUCCUUGGAGGCAUUGUUUUCCUGAUAUUUGCUGUGUCUGCAUUCUUCCUGGAAACAUGAUGAAGUGAUGUACAAUAGUUAUACAUAGUUUCAGAUAAUGUAUGUAGCAUGCUAUGAAGGCAUACAGCCCCAGUUAACAAUGUUCGGCGAAUGUACAGUAAGAAUAAAAGAGCAUUUGUACAGUUAGCUUGCUUGCUGGCUUUCAAUUGGUGCAACCAGAUCUAUAAGGGGUAUUGCAUCCCUUCCAAAUGUUUGGAAAAACAACCCAUUUCCAAAUUACCCCAAAUGAGAGCUAGCUAGCAGGCUAUGGUACAGUAGUUUUGUAAUUGCAUAAACUGUAUACAUCAUGAAUAAUAAAAAUGAAAGCCAGUAAAAGAACUGACUGCUGCAUUGCAAAAAUAAGAACAGAAAGUUUUGGAAAUUAAAUUUUAACUCUUUUAUGACAGUGCUCUUGUGAAACCUAUCAAUCUAAAUUCUAUUGCAAUUUUAUAAAAAUACAGAUAAGAUUUCUUAUCUCAAACCAAUAUGGGUAUCAUUUCAAUAUAUACAAUUAGUAUACUAUAUUAGAUUACUGUUCAUAUUAUUUAUUUUGAUUUUCAUGGUAGUUUUCUGUGAAGGGUUUUUUGCAGAAGAACAAACAAGAUAGACAGUUAACACUUAUAAAAUUUACAAAAUAAUUUUCCAUAGUUCAUUUUAUCCAUGAAAUCAGAUAUUAUUGCUACUGUAUAUGUGAUAUUCAUAACUUCCACUGUGUAAUUCUAGACCAAUAAACAAACUAAAAUAAAAUAUUGUUUUUAUCUAAACAAAUAGCUUCAAAUGAAAUCUUAUUUGACA